CAGAACUCGGAACCAAUUGAGAAUGGUUGGGUUUCGGCGCAGCCUUCUCGCAGCAAAUGUUUUUUUCUUCGCAAUUAUUUUCUCACCAGCUCUUGCAGAUCACCAAUUUUGGCAGUCGAAAGCGCCAGUUAGAGUUUGUAUUGGAACCAAUGGUCGUUUAUCUGUGCCCUCCAAUCAGCAGCACCACUACCGGAACCUUCGAGACCGGUACACCAACUGUACUUAUGUUGAUGGUAAUUUGGAAAUUACAUGGCUCCACAGCGAAACCCACGACCUCAGUUUCCUCCAACAUAUCCGAGAAGUCACCGGCUAUGUCCUUAUUAGCCAUGUCGAUGUGCGCAGAAUCGUUCUGCCAAGGUUGCAGAUCAUUCGCGGCAGAGACGUGUUUAAAUUGCAGUACGUUGAGACCAAGUACUCUCUAUUUGUUACAAUGUCUCAAAUGUACAACCUGGAAAUGCCGGCACUCAGAGAUAUUUUGAAUGGCAGCGUCGGUAUUGUAAACAACUAUAAUCUUUGUCACAUUAAGACCAUUAAUUGGGACGAGAUAAUCACGGGAUCGGGGGCAAAGUAUGAAUAUGUUUACAAUUUUACUUCGCCUGCGAGAGCAUGUUCCGAAUGCGACAAAAGCUGCGAGCAGGGCUGUUGGGGAGAAGGACCAGAAAACUGUCAAAAAUUUUCAAAAAUGAACUGUUCGCCACAGUGCUGGCAGGGUAGAUGCUUCGGAUCAAAUCCCCGAGAAUGUUGCCAUCUAUUUUGCGCAGGCGGUUGUCGUGGACCGAAACAGAGCGACUGUCUUGCUUGCAAGAACUUUUUUGAUAAUGGCGUCUGCACGCAGGAAUGUCCACCUAUGCAAAAAUACAAUCCAACAACGUAUUCUUGGGAAACUAAUCCAGAUGGAAAAUACGCGUAUGGUGCCACCUGUGUACGAAAAUGUCCUGAGCAUCUUUUAAAAGAUAACGGAGCUUGCGUAAGAUCGUGUCCAGCCAAGAAGAAGGCUUUGAACGGGGAAUGUGUUCCAUGCGAUGGACCUUGUCCUAAAAUCUGUCAAGGUGUUGACAAACUUCAUUCGGGCAAUAUCGACAGCUUCAAAGAUUGCACUAUAAUUGAGGGCUCGAUCACAAUUUUGGAUCAAAGUUUUUCAGGCUAUCAGGACAUAUCAUCCAAUUUUAUAUUUGGACCCAGAUAUACAGCAAUGCAUCCGGAAAAAUUGGAAGUUUUUAGCACCUUGAAGGAAAUCACUGGUUUCUUGAACAUCCAGGCUGCUAAUGAAAACUUUACUUCUCUUCCAUACUUCAGAAAUUUAGAAGUAAUUGGUGGUAGAGUUCUUACUGAGUAUUUCUCUUCGCUUUAUAUCGUAAAAACUACCUUGGUUUCUAUGGAUCUCAGGUCCUUGAAAAAAAUCUCCUCAGGCACGAUCGCCAUAUUGGAAAAUAAAAACCUCUGUUAUGCCCAAAGUACAAAUUGGAAAAAGCUCAAAAAAUCUCCAGAGUAUGAGAUUUUAAUACAGAACAACAAACCUGAAAGCGAAUGCAUUAAAGAAGGUUUAAUUUGCGAUGAACAAUGUUCAGAGGGGUGUUGGGGCGCUGGUCCAGAGCAAUGUAUCACGUGCAAGAACUUCAAACUCGGAAAUGUGUGUGUUGAAAACUGUAGCAUAAUACCUGGUAUCUACCAAGCGGAUUCAAAAAUUUGCAAACCAUGCCACGAAGAGUGUAAUGGUACAUGCACAGGACCAAGUUCUGAACACUGUGAAAAGUGUAAACAUGUACGAGAUGGUCCUUUCUGCGUUCCGGAAUGUCCGUUAUCAAAAUACAACGUCAGUGGUUUGUGUAAAAACUGUCACAGUAACUGUGUGGGUGGUUGCGUAGGACCCAAAAAUAAUAUUGGACCGCUUGGAUGCCACAGUUGUGAAAAAGCUAUAAUGAAUGGCGACGUACCCGAAGUUUGUUUGCAGAAAACAGAAUCAUGCCCUGAAGGUUAUUUUUACGAAUGGAUUAGCCCACAAGAGCAAGGACUUCUAAAACCACUUGCUGGAAAAGCAGUUUGUCGAAAAUGUCACUCACGUUGCAAAAGAUGUACAAACUAUGGAUUUCACGAGGACGUGUGUCAGGAGUGUGUUAAAUAUAAAAAGGGCGAGCAAUGCGAGGACGAAUGCCCAUCGGAUCAUUACAUUGAACCAGAUACACAGUUGUGUUUACCUUGUCACGGAGAAUGUCGUGAGUGUUUUGGACCAGGAGAAAAUGAAUGUUACAGAUGUCGAAAUUUCAAAAUAUUUCCUGGAGGUGAUCCAGUAGACAACAGUACAGCUUUCAACUGCACAGAGAUAUGUCCCCCAGAAUAUUACAAAAUAUUUCCAGAAGACGAUUCAUUUAUCAAUGAACCGUUCUGCUCUUUAACGCCUGCUGCUCUAUACAAAGAAGUUGAAUUUAAUAUAUUUGUAGCGGCUGGUACCGUUGUGAGCGUUUCAGUAUUCUUCUCAUUGAUAGGAUUUACGAUAUACGUUAAAUGCAAACGAAUGAAAAAUAAAGAGAAUACUGUUAAAAUGACGAUGGCUUUAGCAGGCUUGGAUAUCAACGAACCUUUGAGAAUAACUGGAUUGAAACCAAAUCUUGCUAAACUUCGUAUUAUCAAAGAAGAAGAAAUGAGAAUAGGUGAUAUCCUCGGAUUUGGUGCUUUCGGUAAUGUUUACAAGGGUGUGUGGGAGCCAGAAGGGGAACAUAUAAAAAUCCCAGUCGCCAUCAAAGUGCUUCAUGAAGGUGCUAAUAUUAACACGUCAAAAGAGUUUCUUGACGAAGCUUACAUCAUGGCCACUGUCGACCAUCCCAAUCUUCAUCAGCUUUUAGCAGUCUGCAUGACUUCGCAAAUGAUGCUAAUCACGCAGUUGAUGCCUCUUGGUUGUCUCCUGGACUUUGUGCGUAAUAAAAAAGACAGGAUUGGAUCAAAACUGAUGUUGAAUUGGUGCACACAAAUUGCAAAAGGUAUGGCUUAUCUGGAAGAGCGAAGACUUGUUCAUCGUGAUCUCGCGGCCCGAAAUGUUCUAGUACAAACCAGUACCUGCGUUAAGAUAACAGACUUUGGUCUGGCUAAAUUAUUAGAUAUUAACGAAGAGCAGUACAAAGCCGCUGGUGGCAAAAUGCCGAUCAAAUGGUUAGCAUUGGAAUGUAUUCGAAAUCGGGUUUUUACUCACAAAUCGGACGUUUGGGCGUUUGGAGUUACUAUUUGGGAAGUUCUCACCUACGGAGGAAGGCCUUAUGAGAACAUUGAUGCGAUAAAUGUCCCGGAGUUAUUGGAGAAGGGUGAACGACUGCCACAACCACCAAUUUGCACAAUCGACAUUUACAUGAUCAUGGUCAAAUGCUGGAUGCUUGACGCGGACUCUAGGCCAUGUUUCAAGGAGUUAGCUGAGGAGUUUGCUAAAAUGGCGAGAGAUCCGGGCCGGUAUCUUGCAAUUAUAGGCGACAAAUACAUGAGACUACCUUCGUAUGCAUCACAAGUUGGGACAGUAGGAGAACCAGAACCAAACCGAUUAAGCGAGAAUUCACUGGAUAAUCCAGAAUACUAUGCCUGGCCCGAUAGAGGAAAUUUCGUCGAAAUUGAUUAUUUGUUAGAUGACAAUUUUCCACUACCACUGGUCUCUACUUACUGUUGAAAAAGCGUGGUGGUGAUUUGUAGCAUGUGCAGUGUCGAGCAAAUUCGAGAAUUCAGUAUUGUAAAAUGUACCUCAAAGGAAACGCAAACGUUUACUGAUAUCCUGCCAUAAAAGAUGUAAUCUUUUUUAUUACAGGAAGAUGAUUUUAUUGAUAAUGCCACAAUUUUAAAAUAUGAAUGUUAAUUAUAUCAUUUACAUUAUACUUUACAGUGAUAAGUAAAGCAAAUGUAUAAACGCCAUGACUUAAAAUAAGUGUGUUUAAUGAUCCUCAUUUUAAAUAAUGGUGACAAUUUUUUUGUUUAAAUG
Messenger RNA from Belonocnema kinseyi, 3952 nucleotides. RefSeq names its product epidermal growth factor receptor-like. The transcript has 10 exons. The coding region runs from base 23 to 3646 and encodes 1207 amino acids. NCBI's taxonomy places the organism in Eukaryota, Metazoa, Arthropoda, Insecta, Hymenoptera, Cynipidae. Gene Ontology annotation, cellular component: signaling receptor complex; basal plasma membrane. Gene Ontology annotation, biological process: positive regulation of cell population proliferation; protein phosphorylation; positive regulation of kinase activity. Gene Ontology annotation, molecular function: ATP binding; transmembrane receptor protein tyrosine kinase activity. The record is from RefSeq and is a predicted model, not a curated record.